AUGGUCUCCGUGGUCGCCCUGGUAACUGUCGCUUCCAAGCUCAAAACAGGGUCAGUGUUCUCUCCUUUGUCUUUGUGUCCAGGUCACAGUUCCCUGAAGUCACCCUCGGGAAUGCCUUCUCCUCCUGAUAACUUUGUAUGGAAUCUGACCUGGACAAUGAAAGACUCCUUCCCUUUCCUGUCCCACCGCAGCCGAUACGGUCUGGAAUGCAGCUUUGACUUCCCCUGUGAGCUGGAAUAUUCUCCUCCCCUCCACAACCAUGGGAACCAGAGUUGGUCCUGGCGUCGUGUGCCCUCUGAGGAGGCCUCGCAGAUGGACUUGUUGGAUGGGCCAGAGGCAGACCGCUCGAAGGAGACACCCAGAGGCUCCUUCCUCCUGCUGAACACCUCUGCAGACUCCAAGCACACCAUUCUGAGCCCGUGGAUGAGGAGCAGCAGUGAGCAUUGUACGCUCUCUGUCUCAGUGCACAGACAUCUCCAGCCCUCCGGGAGAUACGUGGCCCAGUUACUGCCGCACAAUGAAGCUGGACGAGAGAUCCUCCUGGUGCCCACUCCAGGGAAGCAUGGCUGGACCGUGCUGCAUGGAAGAAUCGGGCGUCCAGAGAACCCAUUUCGAGUGGCCCUAGAAUACAUCUCCAGUGGAAACCACAGCUUGUCUGCAGUGGACUUCUUUGCCCUGAAGAACUGCAGUGAAGGAACAUCCCCAGGCUCCAAGAUGGCCUUGCAGAGUUCCUUCACUUGUUGGAAUAAGACAGUCCUCCAGCUCGGACAAGCCUGUGACUUCCACCACGACUGUGCCCAAGGAGAAGAUGAGGGCCAGCUAUGCAGUAAACUUCCUGCUGGCUUUUACUGUAACUUCGAGGAUGGCUUCUGUGGCUGGACCCAAGGUCCACUUUCACCCCAUAUGCCCCGGUGGCAAGUGAGGACCCUCAAGAAUGCCCAUUUCCAGGACUACCAAGGUCAAGCCCUAUUGCUCAGCACCACUGACGUUUCCACUUCUGAAAGUGCAACUGUGACCAGUGCUACAUUCCCUGCACCAAUGAAGAACUCUCCAUGUGAGGCAAGUGUCUGGAUUCCUCUAAGUCCCUGACUUCUCCUCCCAUCCCUCGGUCACUUCCAGGUGAUUCAAAACAGAUAAAGAAAGUAGCGCCUGAAUAUCUGGGAAGACAGGAGAACUGUUUCUGCCAUGUUUUGUGUACAUUCCACCUACCCACACGGUGAAGACCCAUCAGCAGGGAGUCUCACCUUAAAUGCCCAUCCAUAGGUAGCUGCACCACACUUUUUGCAGCAGGACCUUGAUUUAAGCAAACCCAGGAAAAUAUUUCUUAUUAUAGGCACAAUAGGGAAGAGUAAUAGGAUUUACAAGUCUUUCUUUAAAAAUCUUGUUUCAAAAUAUCAAGUUCUUUUAAUACA
Peromyscus leucopus (white-footed mouse) is the source of this 1412-nucleotide messenger RNA. Its product is annotated as ALK tyrosine kinase receptor-like. The transcript is spliced from 8 exons. The record is from RefSeq and is a predicted model, not a curated record. Gene Ontology annotation, molecular function: protein binding. Gene Ontology annotation, cellular component: membrane. Lineage: Eukaryota; Metazoa; Chordata; Mammalia; Rodentia; Cricetidae. The coding region runs from base 1 to 1089 and encodes 362 amino acids.